Theileria parva strain Muguga is the source of this 4065-nucleotide messenger RNA. RefSeq lists its product as uncharacterized. NCBI's taxonomy places the organism in Eukaryota, Apicomplexa, Aconoidasida, Piroplasmida, Theileriidae. The transcript has a single exon. The record is from RefSeq and is a predicted model, not a curated record. The coding region runs from base 1 to 4065 and encodes 1354 amino acids.
AUGAGCCUUGGUUGUCUAUUAAGAUAUUUAGUUACAUACCUCUUAUUAUUUAGCCUUAAAAGCUUCGUAAGUUCCGCUGAAUCAAAAUCAGGUUCCAAAGGGAGUUCGGGUACAACAGCUAGAACAGGGAAUGCCUCUCCUAAUCAAUCUUCUUCGUCUCAAAGUGGUGGUUCUUCCUCAGGUAGAGCUGGAGCCACUGGGGCCCCGUCAAACGUAACAGGAAGCUCUUCCGCUUCUGGUCAGUCUCAAUCGCAAACUUCAUCUACCCAAAAAUCUCAAAAUUCGCAACAACAAUCAAGUUCAUCUGAAACUUCACAGCCCAGAAGUGGUGCUAGUGUAGGUCAAGGAGGUCAGACAGGUGUUUCUACAACUGUUAGUCAAACCAGGGGGACUCCUGGGUCAACAAGUGCAUCUGGAACAACUGCAACUAGUUCUGCUACAGGUCAAGCCAAGGAAACAGCUGCCGAAACACCUCUAGAUGUAUCUUCAUAUACUCGUUUGAAGACGUCUGGUGAGACGCCACCUGAUAAAGUUAAGUUAUACUCUAAAAAGUCAGAUGCGUCAGAUUGUGCAGUUACAAAGGAUGAUGAUGACUAUGAAUAUGAUCUAAAAGAUCUUGAAUGUGAAGCUAUCACACAUGAUGACAAAUGUGUUUGGAAACGUAAAGAGGGUCAGGGUCAUCCUCUGAAAAUGAUCUAUAACGGUGACGACGUAAUCACUAUCAAUUUCGAUGACAUUUAUAUUCUCUGUACCAUGUUUGACAAUGAGUGGCAUCUAGAUGAACGUAAAACUCCUACUAGUGGUGCAGCAGCUACUGCAGCUACAACUCAACCUCAAUCUAGUGCAUCUGCAACUCCACAACCCAGAGGUGGUACUACUGCAUCUCCUGUACAAGCUAAAGUAAGUGAAGGAGAAGGUACUCCUGCCAAAGAAACAGCUCCUACGACACCUCCUCUAGAUGUAUCUUCAUAUACUCGUUUGAAGACGUCUGGUGAGACGCCACCUGAUAAAGUUAAGUUAUACUCUAAAAAGUCAGAUGCGUCAGAUUGUGCAGUUACAAAGGAUGAUGAUGACUAUGAAUAUGAUCUAAAAGAUCUUGAAUGUGAAGCUAUCACACAUGAUGACAAAUGUGUUUGGAAACGUAAAGGAAAUAAACCUUAUCCUCUGAAAAUGAUCUAUAACGGUAACGAUGUAAUCACUAUCAAUUUCGAUGACAUUUAUAUUCUCUGUACCAUGUUUGACAAUGAGUGGCAUUUAGAGGAACGUAAAACUCCAUCGACUGGUAGUGCAGCAGCUACUACUCAAGCUAAGGCAGCUCCUGCAACAACACCUGCUAAAGCUCCAGCGGCUACAGCUCAACCUCAACCGAAGCCAACUCCUCAAACAGCUGCGCCUACAUCAUCUUCACCAGCUAAAGCUGAGGCGAAAUCUGGAACACCUAGUGUUACUCCAGCCAAGGCAGCUCCAGCAUCAACACCUGUUAGUCAACCAGGGGCUACCACUCCGGCUACAACUGCAGCUCAACCUGCGCCUACUCCUCAAGCAAAACAGGCUCCAGUUACAUCAACUGCAACACCUGUGUCAACUCCUAAAGCACCUCCUCCUUCUGGUACACCAGUUACCCUUGACAUCGAAAAGACUCAGUCCACUAAUCAGUUCGAAUAUACCAAGAAUGACAUAUUCCAUAAGUAUGAAGUUAAGUCUGGGCACUACUUCAGCAAAGUAACAGAGAAAAGUACUGUCAUCUGGGAAAUUAAAGAUAACAUUUUCGGUAAACUGGUCAGAGUUAAGUCUGAAAAUAAUGAAAAAUAUUUUGCCAUACUCCUUGGAGAUAAUUCAUUUAAACUAUUUCAUCAACCUGGUAAGAGUCAAUCAUGGAAAGAUGUCACAAGUGAAAGAUAUGAUGUAAGGCAACUCAAGUUCUAUGGUGAUGGUGACAAGGAACUUAAAUCUUCUGAUUACACAUCCACUCUAGUUAACUAUUCAUUUGAAUUCAAGUUUAACAGCGGAGUCAAUUGCAAGAAGAUCAAAUAUGGACAAGACGAUGUAUGGAAACACACGGAUGAUCCAAAUCUUUCGACCAUUAAGAUGCUUCAUCUUGGUCUUGUUUCAAACAGUUUCUUCGUCUGUAAGGAUGAAUCCCAGUCUAAGAAGAUUGAAUUUAAACCUACUCAAGCCAAGAUAACUCCUGUGACAGCACCUGUAACAACCCGUCCAAGCACCGAACCUGAAAAAACAAUCGAACCAGUUUCCUUGACAAUUAUUUCUGUUAGAUUUGUAGAACUCGCAAUUAAUAAAAGUGACGGAACAAUUGAGUUUGAUUAUGUCGAUAUCGGAGUAUACAGAACAUUCAUUUGUAAGGGAGGUUAUGGAUUUAACAAAAUAGUAAGGCCAAAAACUGCAGGUUCGGAUGUUAUUUUAUGGCAGGCACCUUCAGGUGAUUAUGCAACAAAGGUCAGAGUAAGGGAAGACACCAAUACUAAGGAAAAACAAAUUUUAGUGUUUCUUGCAAGCCAUAAAUAUGCGUUUUUUCAUGCCGACAAAGGUAAACAAUUUGAGAACGUAACCGAUAAGAGACACAAAUUCUUUAAUCUCAAGGUGUUUGCUACCGAAAAUGGUGUUGAAAAAACACUAAAACCAGAUCAAUAUACUAUAUCUUUGUAUCAUAUGUCAAUCGGUUGUACAAUUAAAUAUGAAUAUACUUGUACCAAAAUUACAUACGAAGGCAGGGUAGUGUACAAAAAAGAAGAGUAUCAAGACUUGGGUAAAAUAAAAGGUAUUUAUCUUGAUCUCAUUAGAAAUAGCAUGUACGUAAUCGGUGUUAAUGAUGAAACUAAAGUAUUAGAAGAGAUGAAAGAGGCGAAAGCUGUUACAGUUGACAUAAGAAAUCAAAAAUGUUGUGAUGAGUUUGACUUCACUCAAGAUUAUCAGAAAAAUGUCAAAAUAUACACAGCAAGAGGUAAUGCCAUUUUUACCAAAGUCAUCAAGGGUGCUGCUCUUGGUUCGGGAACUGUCAUUUGGCAGAGCACCGCCACAAAUAUAUAUGGAACUAAAGUUGUUAUGGAUGGUCUUCCGGAUCUCAAUAAAACGAAGAAUGUUACAGUACACCUAUCUAAUGGUGAUGUUAAACACUAUCAUAAGGCUGGUAUAGGGAACAAAUGGGCUGAGGUUUCUAACAAAGUAUCACUUGAUAUCAACAAGACCCAGAGUAAUAUUGAAUUUGACUAUUUCUUAAAAGGAGAAUUUACCACAUUUACUGCUAAAGACAGUUAUGUAUUCAACAAAGUGGUUCAGCCAAAAAAGGUUGGAUCAGAUACAGUCAUUUGGGAAACAAACAAUAAUAAUGAGCUAUCAAAAAAGGCAUGUUUGAUGGUUACAGGUAAGGAAAAAUACUUGGGUUUAUUGAGAAUUGACGAAAAGGCUACAUUGUUACACAAGCCACCGAACGGAGAUUGGGAAAACAUUACCUCAAAAAUUUCCGAAAUAUCCGGUCUUAAGAUGUCAUAUUAUGAUGAUAAUACAAAGAAAUACGUACUGUUAAGCCCUGAAAAAUACAAAGUAACACUGAAUAAUUUAAAUCAUGGUUAUGAAUUAACUGCCGGAGUAAGUUGUCAUCGUGUUAGGUUUGGUGAUAAGAUUUUAUGGAGUCACAAAAGUGAUAAAACCUUUAAAGAUCUAAAGGCUGUAUAUCUUUAUCUUCGUAGCAAUCAAUUUAUCGUUGUGAGCACUUCAGAUGAAAAGAAAGAAAUUGGUUUAAGAGAUUUAACUGCAGACGAUGGUGUAAAAGAAGUUGAUGAAAGUGAGAAUGUUAAAACUGUUCAAGCUUCAGAUAGCUCACAACUUCGUGGUACCGGUGGUGAGUUGAAUUUGGCAGAUGCUCUAGUUCCAUCAAGUUCAAGUGAAGGUUCGACACCCACUCCUAAACCAGGAACUUCUGGAACUACACCAUCUACUACUGGAGAACCCAGAGAUUUUAAUUUGGCAGAUGCUCUAGAUUCUACCACUCCUAAAACACAAUCAUCUACUACAGCGACGAGUGGUGGUUCUCAAACAUUCAUGGAAUAA